Molecule: messenger RNA, 972 nt
Organism: Trichomonas vaginalis G3
Lineage: Eukaryota; Parabasalia; Trichomonadida; Trichomonadidae
Product: cell division
Exons: 1
Coding region: 1-972 (323 amino acids)
Biological process (GO): regulation of cyclin-dependent protein serine/threonine kinase activity; mitotic cell cycle phase transition
Cellular component (GO): nucleus; centrosome; cyclin-dependent protein kinase holoenzyme complex
Molecular function (GO): cyclin-dependent protein serine/threonine kinase regulator activity
Source: RefSeq, a predicted model, not a curated record
AUGUCGCGUCCAGCAAGGCAGCCACUCGGUGUGAGGAGGAAUAGCAUUGCAGAGUACAGCGCAGUAAAGCCAAGGAGACAUGCAAAUCAAGAAGCAUCUGUGAAACCAUCGAUUUUACGUUCAACUUCUCAAGCAUUAAUUGAUGACAAUGAUGACUACAGUGGAGAAUUUGAUUUCAGAUUUAUGACGUGUCAAAUAGGCGAUCCAUCGGACGCUUUGGAUGUUUGUCCAUAUCAGCAUAUUAUUUAUAAAACUUUAAGAGAGAAAGAGAAAUCGAGAUCUACCAUCAAAUUUAAUCAAAAUGAAAUUACGUUCCGUGAUAGAAAUAUAAUGAUCGAUAAAAUGAUUUUAAUUCAUUAUAAGCUCGGUCUUACGACAAAUACAAUUUAUAGAUUUAUAGGUUUAUUUGAUCAAGUCCUUACGUCCAUACAAGUUCCUAAGAAUAAGUUAAUGCUCUAUGCUUGCGCUACAUUUUUAAUAUCUUCAAAAAUUGAAGACAUUUUCCCAGCUCAAUCUGAUGAUCUUGUAUGCCUUACUAAGAACAGGUUUUCUAAAGAGGAAUUGUUCGCUGCUGAGAUCGAAGUUAGUAAUGCUACCAAAUACGGUACAAUUUUCGGAACAGGACUUUUCUUUUUAACUAUUUUCCAGCGUAUAGAAGAUGAAGAACAAGAUUUCCUUCUUUAUUCGCGCUACAUCCUUGAAUUAUGCCAAACCUCCGAAUUCUUUUUCGGAAAGAACUUUUCCUUAAUGGCAGCUGCAGCAAUAUAUACAUCACGUAUUGCUUGGCAUCAAGAACCAUGGACACCUAGGCUUGAAGGCUACACUAGGUACUCUGAACCUGUUUUAAGUGAGUGCUUAAAAGAGAUCAAGAAUAUGCUCAGCCAACAAAGUCGCCAAGAAUCCAAAUUCAUCCAAAAGAAAUAUUCAAGUGAUCUCUUCCAUAAGGUUGCACAAAUUUAUUCACUUCCUUAA